AUGAUUCUGGGCGGCAAGUUCCUCACGGGCGAGCAGGCUGCGCCGGUGCUAAAGAACAGCGGUCUUCGCGAUGACCAACUGGAGCGGGUCUGGGACCUUGCCGACGUCGACAACGAUGGCAACCUCGACUUUGAGGAGUUUUGCGUCGCUAUGAGGCUCAUCUUCGACGUUCUCAAUGGGGAAUACGCAGAUGUCCCCUCAACGCUACCGGACUGGAUGGUGCCAGAGUCCAAAUCGCAUCUCGUCCAAGCUACUCGCGCGAUCACCGGGAAGCAAGUUCAGUUCGAAAGGGUCGAGGAUGAACCUGACUCGCCCGGUCUCAAGGACGGCUUCGACUGGUACAUGAAGCCGGCCGACAAAUCCAAAUACGAGCAAAUCUACCAGGAGAGUAGAGAUAUGCGCGGAGAGGUGUCCUUCAAUUCCUUUGAGGAUCUCUACGAGUCCCUCGACGUGCCCGAUACCGACCGCAACAAUAUCGACUACCAAGUCGAUAACCAGCGCACUACCGCGGCGUCUCGCUGGGCGACCAAGGCCGACGACAGCACGUCUACAGGCCGCAAAGCCAAAUUCGGCGAGCAGUAUCUCACCCGAUUGGGCCACUCGGGCUUCAAGACGGCAGGGACAGAUUUCUCCACCGAAAAGACGGAAGACUGGGAGGAAGUGAGGCUAAAGAGGCAGCUUCAGGACCUCGAGGAGAAGAUACAAAAAGUGGAAUCAGAUGUGGAGAGGAAGAAGGGUGGCAAGCGCGACUCCAAGCCCGCGCUUGUCAAAAGGGAGCUUGAGCAGCUCUUGGACUAUAAGAGGAAGCAGCUCAGAGAUCUCGAGGAAGGAAAUGCGCAAGGCAGCGGUGGUGGCUCCAGUCUCAAGUCUGUUUCGGACGACCUGCAGACCAUUCGCGAGCAAGUGGACGGGCUAGAGAGCCACCUUCAAUCGAGGCAAUCGGUCCUAGAGCAGCUAAGGCGGGAGAUUGAGGACGAGAAGGCGAGCAGAUGA
Messenger RNA from Parascedosporium putredinis, 993 nucleotides. NCBI's taxonomy places the organism in Eukaryota, Fungi, Ascomycota, Sordariomycetes, Microascales, Microascaceae. The record is from the annotation of a GenBank genome assembly.